Molecule: messenger RNA, 1263 nt
Organism: Dendrobium catenatum
Lineage: Eukaryota; Viridiplantae; Streptophyta; Magnoliopsida; Asparagales; Orchidaceae
Product: NAC domain-containing protein 92-like
Exons: 5
Coding region: 1-1263 (420 amino acids)
Biological process (GO): regulation of DNA-templated transcription
Molecular function (GO): DNA binding
Source: RefSeq, a predicted model, not a curated record
AUGGAAGGAGAUGGGAUGCUAGGCUCUCACUUUCCUCCUGGGUUUCGCUUCCAUCCAACAGACCAGGAGCUCAUCAACCAGUAUCUGAGGAGGAAGGUCUCAGCUUCUUUACCUCCUCAAUGGAGGAUUAUAGCUGAUAUCGAUCUCUACAAAUACAAUCCUUGGGAGCUCCCUGAGAAGGCUGUUUUCGGCAAGGGAGAGUGGUUCUUCUUUAGUCCUCGGGAUCGCAAGUAUCCUAAUGGAGUUCGGCCAAAUCGGGCAACUUCAGCAGGUUAUUGGAAAGCGACUGGUACUGACAAGCCUAUAAUGUCUGUUGGUGGUGUUCAGUGCAUCGGUGUUAAGAAGGCCUUAGUGUUCUACAAGGGAAAGCCACCCAAGGGUAUAAAGACUGAUUGGGUCAUGCAAGAGUACCGCCUCAUAGACUCCACUGCCUCUUCUCAGACCCAAAGGCAAUUAGGCUCCAUGCGAUUGGAUGAUUGGGUUCUCUGCCGAGUUCGACAGAAGGGGGCAUUUGAACUGCUGGAGACGACAAGCAUGGUCAACACGCAAGUACAUGAAGAAAAGGAGGUGGUGGAGAAGGAGAGGAGAAGCUCGGAAGGAGAAUGGAGUGAACAUCUUAGCUACUUUGCAGAAUCAGUUCCAGAAGAUGGGGAGAACAGUGGAGAAGACAGCACUGGAAUCAUGUGGAACUCAUCUGAUUAUUCUGGCCAGGACGGGUACUCUGUGGUGGAGGAGAAGCAGCAACCACUGCAAUUAGCUGCUGCAGCGGCAAUCUACCCGUAUAAGAGGAAGCAAUCACAUAGCUUCUUAGAUGAUUUUCUGCUUUUGCAGCCUAGCAAGAGGUUGCAGUGCACAUCAGAUGCACGACUCUCACCAGCGGAGUCUGUGUAUGAUAAUGGGAUUUUCUCACAACAUCUCAAGAAAGGACAGAACAACUACAUGGCUCUAAUCGAUGAGAGAUUAUUACGUGCGAAGAUUGAACAUAGGGAACGGAUCAGUUUUGUCUCUGUGAAUAGUAAAAGUACAGUGGUGGUGUUCACUGAGACAAACCGGAUGAUUCUCUGUGUCCGGUUUCCACACUUUUACAUGUUUUCUCUGCUUCUGGAGCGGGAGGUUCGGCUUUUUAUGUCAAAAUGGUAUCAGAGCGAGUUGUUUCUGGGAACCAUGGCGGAGGGAAGUAGAAAAAACAUGUUCCCUCAACACAGUUCAAGGUUUAGAAGCUUUGUGGGCAGCGCAAGCCAGCAUCACACUGCAAGUAGAUGA